AUGUCCAAACCACCUACACCAACUGAAAAUUCUUCUGUCGAUCUUACUAACGAAAAUGUUGCUACCACUACUCCUCCACAAACAAAUGGCACUUCCACCACUACUACUAUUUCCAUUUCACAAACUAAUGGUACUUCUUCUCCCAUUUUACAAGUUAAAAAAACUAAAAGAAAACGACCUAUCGAAUACAUUGAAGAUGACAUCCUUGAUGUUGAGCAGCAAAUUAUAAAAUUGAAAAAAAGAAAAAAAGAACUUGAAAACGAAUUAAUCGAAGCCAAAGAAGAAUUAAAGGCAAAACAUUUAAAGAAAAAAUUGAAACAAUAUGAGUUUAAUGAAUAA
Molecule: messenger RNA, 339 nt
Organism: Cetraspora pellucida
Lineage: Eukaryota; Fungi; Glomeromycota; Glomeromycetes; Diversisporales; Gigasporaceae
Source: the annotation of a GenBank genome assembly